Molecule: messenger RNA, 4401 nt
Organism: Apiotrichum porosum
Lineage: Eukaryota; Fungi; Basidiomycota; Tremellomycetes; Trichosporonales; Trichosporonaceae
Exons: 6
Coding region: 1-4401 (1466 amino acids)
Molecular function (GO): protein binding
Source: RefSeq, a predicted model, not a curated record
AUGCCGAAUCUCCACGCACAUUAUUACCAUGGCAACGUCAAGGCGUUCCGCCAGGAGCUGGAUGGAACCCCGGCGGUGAACGGUGGCCAGCGCAGCGGCGCUGGCCCGUCGAGCGCUUCUGGAGGCCGGUCAUGGACGCUCACUGCGUUCGCGCAGCCUGUCAAGGGCGACCCGAACGAGCGUGACGCGUUUGGACGGACUGUCCUCCACAUUGCAGCGUCGACCGACACGCCCCAGGCAUAUGCAUUCUUCUCCGUCCUCCUGCGGAAUCCCAACCUCUCGGUCAACCUCCAAGACUACGAGUCUGGGUAUACGGCGCUGCACCGUGCGCUGUACGCGGGCAACAUUCGUGCAGCUCGCGACCUCCUCUUGCGCAACGACAUUGAUGUCAGCGUCAAGGACACCGAGGGGCUUACAGCGUUCGACCUGUACAAUGGGACUGUUGAAGGAACAAAUCCGCCCAGUGGUGACAUUGACGGUACCGACCUGUUCGUGUGGGGUGUGAACCGCAACUAUUCUCUCGGCACCGGUGACUCGAGCGACAAGGCGUGGCCCGACCGCGUGCACCUCCUCACCCAACGGCAAGCGAGCGAUCACCCAGACCCAGCCCAACGUUUCUACAACGUGGGGGUCAAGGACGCCGUCAUGGCCAAGCUGCACACGGGAGUCGUCACGACGGAAGCCCGUGGAAACUUGUCUCUGUGCGGUUUCGGCGCCCAUGGACGGCUAGGACGCGCAGUACACUCCCAAAUGGCGCUGUCGCCGCUGCCGGACAUGCCUCACACGUUCACCAAACUUGCUUUGGGCCAGGACCACACCCUCGCCCUCACGUCGGGUGGAUACAUCCUGGCCUGGGGAAGCAACCGCUACUGCCAGCUGGGAUACCCGAUGGAUGACAAGCCGGCCAACCCGUUUGCCAGGGACGGCGAUGAUUCCGUCCAGACGACCCCAAAGCGUAUUGUCGGUCCGCUCAAGAAGGAAUGGGUCCGCGGAGUGGCUGCUGGCCGCAUGUCGAGCGCGUGCUGGACCGCCGACGCAGUGUGGACCUGGGGUACCAACCAGGGACACUUGGGCUAUGAAAAGGCGUCAACCCCGACACAGGUUAACCCGAGAAAGGUGACAGCCAUCUCGCAGCCUGUUAUUGAUGUGGCCCUGUCUGACUAUGCGAUGCUGUGUCUCCUUGACUCGCUCGAGGUGCUCUGCUUUCACCAUGAUACGCACUUCAAGAUCAAUUUCUCGUCGCCGCAGCGCUCUCUCAAGGCGCCAAAGAAUCCCGGACAGGUCACGAUGGACCCGAACAUUGUCAAGGUUACGGUCUGCGGCCAGACUUUUGCAACACUGUCGCAAAAGGGUGACGUGUGUACAUUCCAGCUGCCUCACCCAUCUGAAGAAGCGGCCAAAGACGUGCGUGACCGCCAUGUCAUUGUCAAGCCGCAGAUUCAAUGGGCAUUGCGCAAGAACUUUACGGCCGUCAAGGACAUGGCGCUCGGUUCCGACGGCGCAAUUAUCAUCUGCACACACUCUGGCCACGUCUUUGUGCGGCAGCGGAUCAAGGCCGGGUCGGGAAAGCUCAAGUUCAGUCGCAUUCCCUACCUGCAGCGCAUCAUCAAGGUCGCGACCAACGACUCUGGCGCGUUUGCAGCUAUCCGCGUCGACGCGCGUCCAACCAAGAUUGUGUCGGUGGGCAAGACGCUCGAAGAGGACAUGUUCCUCCUGCAGCCACAUGUUAGGCGCUUUGAGAAUCAAAUGACCGCCGAGGACUUUGACGCCCGCGUCGCGGCUGUGACGAAGCAGAAUGCCGAAGACGACGAAGACGAAGCCUCCAACUCUGUCGCGAGGGACAGCGUGGUGGCGACCUCGCUGUGCCAGAUUCUUAGCCGAUGGCGCGCGAGCGAUGCCGAGACAUCGCUGUUUGCGUGGUCUGAAUCCUUGCUCGGCAGUGACGUGUCGCUCGUUGUGGGGGACCACUCGAUCCCGGCACAUAGCGUACUCUUGUCUCUCCGCUCGCCUGUGUUUGCGCGUCUGCUUUCUGGCGGCGCCGUCGAGGGAUUUACGUUGCGGCCCAAAAACGAAGACACGUACACCGUCGACAUGGCAGACGCUCACCCGCUCGUCCCUCUGUUGCUGCUGCAAUACCUCUACUCGGACGAAGUGGCGGCCAUCUGGGACUCGCGCGUCGUGUUCCUGCUCUCGACCAAGUUCCCCGACCUCAAGCUCCCCAUUGCCCAGAUCAAGGCCGACUUGCGGCGGUACGCCGAGAUUCUCGAACUGGCACCACUCCUACCCGUUCUUUCCUUGGGCUCCAAAUCGGCUAUUGCAACCAAGACGCUGGCCACGGAUCUGUCCGCCUUUUUCGCGCGCACGUCCACCCCUCCAUCGUCGACAUGCGACGUCGUCAUUGCGCUCGAGGACCGCGAGGUCGCAUGCCAGAGCGUCCUCCUCCGAGCACGCGUGCCCUUCUUCGAGUCCAUGUUCGCCGACCGCGACUGGACACUGGAUAGGCGUGCGGACGGAAAAGUCGUUGUCCGUAUGGACCACUUGCGCUGGAGACCCAUGAGGCUUGUCUUUAGGUAUAUCCACGAAGGCGUCGAGGACGACUUGUUCGACUAUCUCCACCAGGAGACGCUGGAUGAGUUUUUGGAUUUCGUGUUUGAGGUUCUUGCUGCAGCCACCGAACUGUUGAUGGACCGCUUGGUCCUCGUAUGCUCGCGCGUCAUUGCACGCCACUGCAACCCGUACAACGCGGCUGCACUGGCCACUGAGGCCUCGUUUUACCAGGCCUCAACGCUCAAGCAGAGCAUUUUCGACUACAUCAUCGAGUGUAUGGAGACAAUGCUCGAGAGCGGUCUGUUGGAUGACAUGGACGACGAUGUCUUGCGUGACCUCAUGGCGACAGUCUCGCGAAAACAGCUCGACAAGGCCAUGGUCCCUCGCUCUGGCGUGUUCGUCACCGAGCUCAUGAGCAGGCACCGUGAAUGGCUUGCUCUGCAAGACAUUCCAGUCCCGCGUGUUCGCGCGCCGAUCAAGUGGAAACCUCGGUCGCCGCUUCUACAGCCAAGCGACUACCAAGGAGCACGUUCCCCUCGCUCUCCGCUGGCCACUCCCGAUUUCAAGCCUCUGCAGCCCUCGUCAGCCGUGGACGAAAUCUUCUCCAUGGACGACGACGAUGUGCCACACCAGCCGUCGCCCAACGUCUACGGUGCAGUGUCGUCUAGUUCGCGGCCCAUGACCCCGCUCAGCCUUGGCUGCGCCGGAUCGAGCCUGGGCAAGGCGGCCGUGUGGAAGUCCAAGACUGUGCAAGCUGAGAAGGUCGAUUUGAGGGAUAUCAUGGCCGAGGCGGCCGCGUCGCGUUCACCCAGAGCCAUCCCGUCGACUCCUGCCAAGGUGCCAGUGCGGGGCGCGAAUGGAUCUCCAUCGCUCACUCCGUCGAGGGGACCGACUGGCACGACUCCAGGAUCGGCGGGCGCGCCAUGGCGCGCCGUCGCGCCUGCCACGCGCACGUCGUUCUCUGCUGUCCAGUCGCAGCAGGCGGCCACCACGACGUCACCGGUGUCAGCUUCUACAGCAGCCCUGUCCACUUCGCCUGUGGCCAACGUCCUCUCGCGCCCAGCGGGAUCCAUGGCGUCCCCCGUCCCAGCCACCAGUGCCAACCGGGUAAUCACGCCCGUCAGGCUGCCCACAAACGCAACCCCUCAACGGCGUACGGGCGCGACGGGACCGGCAUGGUCCACACCCACGACCUACGCCGCGCCUCCUCCCCGUCCUUCCCCGGUCACCAACUAUGCGUCUAUCAGCACCUCGCCUCAGUUCCAAUUCCAACCCCAAUCCCCACCCCAAGCGCCAGCACAGGCAUUCUCGCUACUUGCGAUCCAGCAAGAAGAGGCCGCUGCUGCUGCGCUCGCUUCCCAGAAAGCGCAGCUCAAAAGCUUUGCCGAGAUCCAAGCCGAGGAAACGGCCAAGAAGGCCGAGGCGGCGAGGGAGGUCGAGUUUAUGCGCUGGUGGCAGGAGGAGGAGGCCCGGCUGGCGCAGUUUGCUGGUGGUGCUGGUCCCAGCGCUCCUGGUGGGGCGAGCGGGAGUACCGGUGGGGGUACAAGUGGCAGUGGUGGACGCGGCCGCGGUCGUGGAACGCAGAAGCGUGUUCCGGCCCGCGGAGGGCGUGGCGGCGGGCGUGGCGGUCGGCAACAGGCCGAUGGCCGCGAGCCCAAGGAGCCCAAGGAACCCAAGGAGCGCGUCUCCAACCGCGACCCCCGUGAAGCGCGUAUUGAUGAUGGAGAUGUCGGUGUCGGAGGGAGUAGUGGAGCCGGAGGAGGCGGAGGAGGUGGGGGCAAGGGUAAAGGCCGCGGUGGCGGCGCGAGGCGCGGUAAGCCGUCCAACAAAACAGAGACGGCCGUAUCUAGCUAG